UGUUUGAGGUGGUUUGACUACAUUAGUCUAACGCCGAUUCCCUCAUCAUAAAAAUUACACCCAUAUACAUGGCGUAUAUAAUAUAAUGUACAUGUAAAUAUAACUUUGCAUAAUCCUAUUUUUGAAGACAACAAGAACCAUAUAACGGACAAAACGACAGAUAAUCAAACGGAACUCCACUUAAUAGAAUUAUGGAAUCAAACAGCAGUUCAACAGAAUAUACGACAUUUGAGAGAGACCUCUCGCUAACGAUUGGUAUUUUAAUGCUGGUAAUAUCUCUUGCUACAAUAAUUGCCAACGCACUACUUCUAGCUGCCAUCUGUUACGAUCCUUACAAAUGUCUUCGUAACGUCCCAAUAGUAUUUGUAGCAAACCUCGCAGUCGCUGAUUUGUUGACAGGACUUGCUGUUUAUCCAUUGUUUGCUGUUUACCAUUUUGGUAUUUAUCAAAACAAACAUUACUUGAAAAUACUCCUUGUUGCUUACUACAGCGUAGUGAUCACAUUCAGCAACGCUAUAGUCACAAUAGUAAUACUCAUCAUCGACCGAAGUGUGGCCAUUAAAAAACCUUUCCUGUAUCGUCGAGUUAUGACACUAAAAUCAGCUGCAAUAAUUGUGGCCAUUUCGUGGAUUUACUCUGGAUUUUUCUGCACAAUUUCUCUGAUGGGAAUGUCUGACAAAGCGUAUCUCUUACUGGAUACACAUCUACAUCUAACUUUCUCAUUUUUCUCAUUGACUCUCUUAUUUGCUUUCAUAUACUCCAACUUAAAAACAGAGGAAAGGCGGAAACUAAAGGAAGUCACAUCUAUGGUAAAUAUAGACAAUUCAACUAAAGAAAGCAUUAAAAGAAUGAAAUCUGACAAGCGGCUUUUGGUGACAAUAUUCUUCAUCUUAUCUCUCUUUUUCCUAACAUAUUCGCCUUAUGCUGUUUUCAUUCAUUUGAAAUUUUUCUGCACAUCCUGCAGUAAAUACAAGUUCUAUUAUAUCCUGAGCCAAACAUCCGAGCCCGUAAUGUCUCUGAACAGUGUUCUCAACCCAUUUCUUUAUGCGUGGCGACACAAGAACUUUCGUAAGGCUCUGGGAUGGAUUGUGAAGUGUCGUGGACGAACGAGGACGAAUUUUAGAGAAUAUGGAACAAAUCGUGAGACCAAAACCACUGGGGAACGAGUGGGUUUAGCACGGAUGACUCGAACCUAGGUUGUCAUAAGUAUGCACGUGUGUCCAGUUUCAUAUUGCGGUCUGUGAGGAACACAUGUGAUGACGACUCUUAGGUGGGUUACUUUUUAAUUUGUCUAAAACCCACCUCUAAAGAUCUAGCAAGAUAUUGGAAGUAUAUUUAAACUUGACUUGCUUGAACUAAAUGUUAGUAAGGACAUCAAAAUUCGCUAGAAGAUAUUUGAAGUUACAUUAGUUUAAAUUUGUGGACCAUUAUUCCAUGU
Molecule: messenger RNA, 1438 nt
Organism: Dendronephthya gigantea
Lineage: Eukaryota; Metazoa; Cnidaria; Anthozoa; Malacalcyonacea; Nephtheidae
Product: beta-2 adrenergic receptor-like
Exons: 2
Coding region: 192-1196 (334 amino acids)
Biological process (GO): G protein-coupled receptor signaling pathway
Cellular component (GO): membrane
Molecular function (GO): G protein-coupled receptor activity
Source: RefSeq, a predicted model, not a curated record